GAAGUGGUGAACUCAACUACAACAGAGAUAGAGAAUAGUGACAAGUGAAGGUUGCCAGACAGAAUGCCAGACACACUAUCUUUGUCAGCCAGCGUGAGUCUCGGCCUGCUGGCUGGAAUUGUGUCUGGAGUAUGUUACCUCGUAGCUAAUGGGAUGACAUGGCCGAAGAACGACCGUGGCAGAAGAUGCGUGACGGCGUCACAGGACGACGGCGUGUGUCGUAGCUGCGGUGGUGACAAGUACGGAGGAGCUCUGCCCUGCAUCUGCUAUCCUCAGGAGCCGGUGAAGUUCGAGUCGGGCGCGUGGUUCCUGCAGCAGGUGCACCGAGCCAUCAGCGUGAUGCCGUGGAGCGUCUCCAGCGAGAAGCUCGAGCAAAUAGACGAAGAAUGCGACGGCUUCGACGCUCCAGGGCCGAGCAACGCCACUCAAGGAGAACUAAGGAAGAUCAGAGAGUUCCUGGAGACCAUCUCUGCAAAGUUAGCCGGCGGGCCGCUAGAGAGCACUAGAGUUACGCCGCUGUACGACCAUCCAGCAUAUCUUCCCGCGCCCAGAAACGCAUCACCCGCUCCGUCGGGCCACACAGCGAGCGGAGCGCACGUUCAGCUCAAACGCCUGGUCGCCCGAGUAGUGGAGGAAGCAGCCUCGCUACCAGCCCUCGCUAGAUAUGCUUCGGAGCCCCACACGCCGACCAUCGAGUCUUCGACGUACGAAGACUUGUUGGCUACGGCGAUUUUGAAUAAGGUGAUAGAACGCUACCAGAACGAGAAUGGAUCUGGCGGACGCAGCAGCGGUAUACACUCAGCGAGUGCCAGUCCGACGCCUUCGGAGCGCUCCUCACCACGCUCCCUGCCUUCAAGACACACCAGGAACGUCACUCCACCACUCCAUGAAGAAGACGAUGUGUCUGACUGGGAGGAGGGCGACGCGACGGACGAAGCGCUAGAAGUACCGCGCCGCGUGCCCUUCCCGGAGUUCGGGGGAGACAUCGUGCACAACACAGAUAAUGAGGAUCGCGAGUUCGACGAAGUUUCCAGUAGCGACCUGCAGGCUGUCGAUGGAACUUGGGAAGAGAACUGGCUAUUCCAGAAGAAGAAGAUAAAGACCAUACAGUCCGUGCCAGUUCCUAUGCUAGUUCCAAACUCAAACACAGAAUACAGAGCUCUGAUUGGCGACAGAGAUGCAGAUGACACCACAGACCUGUCAGACAAUGCAAGCGAUUCAGAAGAACAAGCAGAAUACAAGAGUGACAUGAAAAAAGUUCUAGACUCCAAACACGUUAUCGGCGGCAAACCCAAAGUUGAAGAAAAUGACUUUGAACCAGACAGUCUCACCAUUAUCGAAGGAGCAGACGAUUUUGACAAGCUCGUCGAGAAAAUAGAUGACGACGCAACAGUAGACGCGAUCAUUAACGAAAUUAAUGAAAACAACGUUACUAUUGUUGAAACAAACGGAGUGAACUCGACAGACCAAGUCGAUGGCGGUAAAUUAGUAAUCAGCAUUGACAGCGGGCCAUUAACGAAGGCAGAAUUCGCGGUGAAAGAGGAAAUACACAGGACAUUGUUGAACGGAAAUGCAGAUGAAUUUAUGGAUGAUUUGUGUGCGAAAACUAAUGGAGACAUUUACAAUGGACAUUCAAAUGAAUUGCAUAGUGUUGAUAGCUUCACUAGUAAUAAAGAAUCGACAAACACUCUGAACCACCAGGAGCGCGAGGGAGAGUACGAGGAGACGGUGACGGUGCCCGUGCAGCGAUACGCAGACAGUCUGCGCAGGAAGCACUUCGAUGACGGACCGCACGAGAUGCCAACUCGUGAUACAGACCAAGAUGAUGAAUUAAUACCAGGUUCUAUAGCUUACAGAGAGCGCAAAAAAUGGCUGAACUACGUCGAAAUGCCAAACAAUCCAUAUUCCCCAGAGGCCAUUCAGAAAAGGCUGUCAGCCAAAAACACAUCGUCACUUUUCGACAUGUUCACAUCCAAAAAGGAUUCUGAAGACGAAAGUCUCAAAAUUGAGAUAAAUGAAACAGAUGACUAUGAAAGUGAAACUAAUGAUCUUCCAGUUAAAGAACUCCAGCAUAAUAAAUUAAGUUUAACUAUGAGUAGUGAUAGUAUUAAUAGUAUUGACAGGACAAAUAAGAGUCCGUCGCCUAGAAUAUUGAAGGAUGUGAUGGCUGAGGAAAUUCCACAGUAUAAGCGUUACGGACGUGACUAUUACAUAAGAGAGGCGAAGGCGUCGUCCGGCGGGCGGCACAGAGCCAGUGCGGACGAGGCCAGCACGGUGUCCGCCCCCUCCCUCAACAAAUCCACCAGUUUAGACAAUUUCGACGCAGAGUUCGCGUCGCCUGUAAGUGCCAGCAGCUCGUUGAGCGACCUCGAGGCCUCCGCCCUUCAUCACAACAUCGUCCGCAACGUCCUCAGCCCGAGGAAUGCGAGCCCCAACUUCGCCAUAAACCCCAUUUUCGAAAACCCCGAUAGACAAAACGAUAACGCUGACGAGAAUCAUGCGACGAACGACAGUCGCUUCGGUCGAAACGCCAACGGAUUACUUAUAAAACAAUUCAACCAGAUAGCGACGAACCAACACUACACUAAGUUCGCUAACAAAGAUGAUAUGGCAUCACUCACUACCACUGUAAACAAUAAAGACGAAAUAAUGAUCGAGUAUGAGGACACUAGUGAACAAACGCUAUUCGCCGCCAAGCCUAUCUACGUCGAUGCCGACACUGAUAAACAAUUCGAAGAAAUAUUAGAAACAGCUUAUAAAACAGUGCCAACAGAACCUCCGCCUCCAAUACCUAUAGUAGACGAAGAAGAAAAAAUUGAUGAACCACUGAAAUCGCCUAUGAGUGUGGACACAUCUUACAUAAGCACCAGCAGUUUAGAAGACUCCAUAAAAAUCUACAAUGUGCAAACUGGAGAGAUUAUAAAAUGUAAGCCUGAUAACGUAUCACCAAGCUAUGAGGCUGACACGAAUGACAACAUCGAUAUCCUUGAUAAGAACAUCUCGGAACCUGAUAGUGUUAGUUACACGGACGACGUGCCCGAAGACACUGCUGUAGAACAAAAUAAAACAAAAUUGGAGUUGAUUGAAUCUGAUGAUAUUCUGCAAAACCUGCCCAAAGUGAAGGAGUUGGCGAAGAUAUUUGUAAGCAUGGAGAAUUUACAAGAACCGAUUAAGCCAGUACAACCCUACACAGCAAGGCGGAAGAGCAAAGAGAAUAUCCUGUCAGAAUUCAAACCAGAAAAGAACAAGCAAGUCUACAUGCACAGUCUAACGGCCAGGAGCAUCUCCAAAGAGUUCCGAGAAGAGCUUAAACUCUCCAUGUCCACUCCCCUCACUGUCCCUGGAGGUUCCAAAGAAAUCCCAGAAGGUAUUGAGGAAAUCACCAAAGAAUCCAGCCGGCCAGGUAGCCCAGUACCAGAACCAGGCACUAUCAAAACAAAACUAGCCUUCUUCGAAAGUCUCAAGUCAAAAUUUAGUACCAAGUGAACUUUGAUAGGUUGAAAAGCGAUGCCAUAGACACAAAUUAAAAUUAAGAAAUAAAUUUAGAUUUUUUCUGAACAAAUUUUAUUGUAAUUAGGGUUUAAAAUUGUGAAUUAUAAAUGUUCAAAUUAGAUCGAGAUUGCUUGCUAUCGCUUUUCAGUGUAACAAAUCAUCACUGUAGUGGAACUUUAAAAUCAACAGAUUCUCUUCUUUUCAAGUAUUUCCGUAGAGAUGUUAGCAUGAUUUUUAGUUCAUUGCGUGCUGUCUAUCGCAGUAGUUGUAACUACAACUUGUUUGUGCCAACUAAACGAGUAAUGUAGUUAAAACUCUAAUCGAGGGCAGAAAACAUUCCAUUUAGUAUUGUAGUGCAUAUCGGUCACAUUAUUUAAUUAAUUUAAAUGGUAGGUUACGGUGUAAAUAUUAAGUGCCAUUUUGUAAUCAUUACUUCCCAUUUAUUUAAGUCGAUGAUUUAGUCUGUGGUUUUUGGUGGAGAAAUGUGCUCAUGUCUAGGGUUAUGGACGAAAAUGGAGGGAAAAACUUUUGGGCAUUAUUCAACUUAUUUAAUUGAAAAUAUGUAUGUAUUUAUGCAAAUAAGUAUCUAACUGAAAAUAAGAAUUUUUUGAACAUUUGUUUCCGAAGUAAAAAUCAUUAUAAGUAUGUGCCUUUUUAUGAACCUUAAAAAGACGUUUAUCCACCAGAAACAUAGAAAAGUUUAGCUAAUGCCAAAGUUGUAAAUAAAUAAUAUAACUGGGUAUGUAUAAUGUAUAGGUUGUGCAUUAUUGUAUAAACGUAGUCAUAUCAUAGAAUUUGCAAUAAGUUAUAAUAGGGGACCACUGUAACUAUUGUGAUAGGCGCUUAUAGAAAAUAAUUCGAGCGUCGAGAUAUUUAAUAUGAUUGUAUAUUGGAUAAUGGGUGGUUUAGAAUAAAACAUUUAAUAUAAUAAA
Messenger RNA from Helicoverpa armigera (cotton bollworm), 4424 nucleotides. RefSeq names its product Myosin-7a binding protein (gene M7BP). The record is from RefSeq and is a predicted model, not a curated record. NCBI's taxonomy places the organism in Eukaryota, Metazoa, Arthropoda, Insecta, Lepidoptera, Noctuidae. The transcript has 14 exons. The coding region runs from base 64 to 3486 and encodes 1140 amino acids.